Messenger RNA from Dendrobium catenatum, 3168 nucleotides. RefSeq lists its product as uncharacterized. NCBI's taxonomy places the organism in Eukaryota, Viridiplantae, Streptophyta, Magnoliopsida, Asparagales, Orchidaceae. The record is from RefSeq and is a predicted model, not a curated record. The coding region runs from base 667 to 3168 and encodes 833 amino acids. The transcript has 2 exons.
UACGGCAGCUGUAUCCUUACGGCUGCUAUAACAAAAGCAUGGGUGAGGCGGUUAGAGAUCUUCAUCAAAUUUUGAGCAAAAAGAAAAUGGCGCAGUGUGUGGAGAGAGAGAGAGAGAGAAAGAGAGAGAUGCAAGUACUUGGUGAAAUCGGAGAGGGGAUAGGGAGUGGCUUUCUUCUUCUUCCCUCAUCCAAGUAAAAAUCGAAGAGGACCGAUCCGUUCUCUUCCGUUUGUCCAUUUGACUGAGAUAGCAGGGAGGAUGGCGUGGGUUGCUUUAGUUCCUUCCAAACAAAUUCGUUAGAGAGUACCAGAGAGAGCAUGAGAGGCUUCGGUCCCUUCAGUGGCGGGAGCAACAUGGGCAUUUGUUGCAUCCAGGCGAAAGCUCAGUGGUUGCAAGGCCACAACUAGCGUAGAAGUUGAUGUGGCUACUUCCUCUCUCUGAGUGCCUCUAGGAGGUGAGAGCUGCAGUUAUUUCUCUUAUUUGUACUUUCUGCUCCUUCAGAAACUGAGAUUCAUAUUUUACCUUGAUCAAAAAAGGAAUAGUUUGUGGACUGAAAUUCUAAAUUUACACCAUUAUGCCCUAGCCGCCCUCAGCUCUUCCGCUCCCUCCUUUCGCCCCUUCACACCGGCGUUUCUUCCCCGGCUCUGCCGGCGGGAGAAUCUCAUCAUGGAGUCUUCUACCCAUCAUUUUCCUCCAUUAUCCUGUUCCUCUCUUAAAUCUAUUCAUGUUAACCCUCUUCAAGAUUGGUCCAAUAUUGUGAAUCUCGUCAGUUUUUCCUCCAAGGAUAUCCCGGUUUCAUUGUACAAUGAACCUGAUGAGGUUGUUGUUUUUCCUAAAGCCAAAACAGAUGUUGCUUCGGAAGAAUGGAGUCUUGCUCUGGUGGGCUAUUCGGUAGGUCGUCGACCUUAUUACGAAGCUUUACUUGCUGCCAUUAAAAAAGCUUGGAAACUUCAAGGUUGCUCAAAUUCCUCUCCCGGUCCGGAUGGUUUCAACUUUCAUUUCUACAAAACUGGUUGGCACAUUAUUGGUCCGCACCUUUGCAGAGCUAUUCAAUCUUUUUCCCUGAAAGGUUACAUCACCAGAAGUGUUAAGAAUACCGCUAUUGCUUUAAUUCCAAAAAGUAACCAUGCUGAAUCUAUUUUGGAUUUUAGACCAAUUUCUCUUUGUAACACAUUGUACAAAAUUAUUACUAAAAUUCUGGCGGCUAGGCUUAAACAUAUUAUGCCUCAAAUCAUUAAUACCUCUCAAGCUGGCUUUAUCAACAAGAGGAUUUCUACUGACAAUGUGAUCCUUGGAUCCGAAAUUUUGGGGUUCUUCAAGAGGUGUGGGAGAUCUAAUUAUAUGUGUGCUAAGCUCGACAUUAAAAAAGCCUUUGAUUCUGUGUCCAGAGAGUUCAUUCUUCUAAGGCUUGCACAGAAAGGCAUUCCUCAAGAGUUUAUUGGGUGGAUCAAGUCUUGUAUUAUGGAUGUUAACUUUUCCAUUUGCUUAGAUGGAGCUUUGGAAGGAUUCAUUCCCUCCUCUUCUGGUCUUCGGCAGGGUUGCCCUUUGAGCCCUUAUUUAUUUUGCUUUGCAAUGGAUGCUUUUUCCAACCUUUUGGAUUCUUCCCUUGACGGAGAUGUUUUUGAGCCUUUUAAAAUUGGGGACUUUAAAAUCUCUCACCUCCUUUAUGCGGAUGAUGUCUUGGUUUUUGGCAAGGCUAAUGUUAACAACUGCAACACUCUUACCAACUUGCUUAGCAAAUUUGCUUCCUCCUCCGGGUUGGUUGUCAAUACUCAUAAAAGCACCCUCAUCAUGCAUCCUAACACGCCGAAUUCCAAUGAUAUAUGUGCUGCUCUCAACAUUCCUCAAUCUCACACUAAAAUCACCUAUCUUGGGAUUCCCAUUUCUAUCAAAAAGCCUUCCAUCAUCGAUUUCUCCCCUCUCAUAGAUGUUAUUUCUAACAAGCUUUCUGGUUGGAAAGCCAAGCUACUUUCUUUUGCAGGUAGACUUCAAUUCCUUCGAUAUACUAUAUGGAACACCAUUGCAUAUUGGAUUCGUGGAGCCAUAAUACCUAAGAGUUGUUGCAAGCAGAUUGACAAGUUGGCUUCUAGAUUCUUAUAUUCUGGGGAUGCUAAUGCCAAGAAGCUACACCUUAUAUCUUGGAGAAAUACCUAUAAACCUAAAGUGGCUGGAGGUUUGGGUGUACCUUCUCUUAAUGCUAUUCGCUUUGCUAAUUCCUGCUCCAUCAUUUCUAGGAUGUACAAUUUUCCAUCCCUGUUAGCUAAUUGGUUUUUUCAUAAUUAUUUCUCUCCCUGGAAACCGGCUGGUUGUUUGGAUUCACCCAUGUGGAAACAGAUUUGUGACACUGCUUUAAAAGUCAAAAGAAACUUUGCUUUCAAAAUUACUGUUGGUUCACCCAUUUCAUUAAUGUGGGAUCAUUGGUGCUGGGGGGAUUGUUUAUCCAGUCUUCCCCAUGUCUCUGGCUUGAAGGACUUAUUUCCCCUAAACUCUAACAUUUCGGUUAUUAUGGAUGGUACUGUAUGGCAAAUCCCUUCCUUUAUAUCUGAUCCUAUCCUUUCUCGGAUCCUCUCUAUUCUAAUUCACCAGGAUGGUGCAGUUCUAUAUUGGAACAAUGGCAAAAUUGGUAGAUAUAGUGAUUUUUUAAGUGAAUUUUACUCUAAUGAUACUGUUGUUGGUUGGCACAAGGUUCUUUGGCAUAAGCGAGCUGCAUUAAGAUUUUCUGUUUUUGGUUGGUUAAGUUUGGUUGGUGGACUUAAAACGGCGGACGUGUUGAUCAAGCGAUGCAUUUCUGUGAAUCCUAUUUGCUGUCUGUGUUACUCUAAUGUUGAGAAUGUAUCACAUUUGUACUUUGAAUGUGAUUAUACCCAUGCAAUUAUUGCUAAACUAAUUCCCGCUUUAAAUACCUUUUUACUGAGACCUAACCUACACCAAAUCGUUGAUUUCCUGGCUGAUGGGAAUUUUAUUUUGCUGGGUAAGCGUACUUUCUACCCUCUGCUUCUGUGGUGCACUGUGUACUAUAUUUGGAGGGAGAGGAAUUCAAGAAAAUUUGGGAACAAAUUUUGUAGCAGUACCACUACUCAUCACUUAAUUAUCAAGGCUGUUUCUCAAAAAAUUAAAUCCUGGAAGGAUGGCGAUAUUUACAAGGAUAUUCUUAAGCGAAUGCAUUAA